AUGGAUUCACAUCGCUGUCAUCAUUGUGGUAGUAUAGGACAUAAAAAGUUUGAUUGCACUGAGAGAUGCCGUGUCGGCUGUAAAUGGUGCGAGAAUCCACCAGUUCGCAGACCUCCCGCUUCUGGUAAAAUGAAUUCAGAUACGCUCUCACGUCAAAAUAACAAUAACAAUGCCCGAGAUCAACAAAAUGUUAUGCAAUUGGGACCAAAUAAUAUACCACAGCUUGGAUCCAAUACAAUUAAAUUGGCCCCCAAGAAUAUUGGGGGCGGAACGAGUGGUAGUGUACGUCUAGUAGGAGGAUCUUCAUCAGGAGGUGCAGGACAAAAUGUUGGAUCUUAUAGUCAAAACACGGCUAUUCCUACCAUGCAAUUAGGAACAACAACAGCGAAUCUUCCCAUUCUUAAGCCUCAGAACGUUGGCUCUUUAGCUCCUGCAAUUUUAAGCCAAGCUACCAUGCAACCACUUGCAAAAUCAAUUUCCACAACAUGGCCCGCUAUUCAGCAGUCAUCACAGCCACAGCAACAACAAGUCUCUUUAAUUGGUUUACCUUUUAAUUUACAGCAAUCAGCAACUAUGCUUACAAAUGGACAGCCGCAUAAUCAAUUCCAACAAUCGCAGAUCCAAUUGUUAAAUGGAAAUUCAGAAUAUCAAUCUUUAUCUGCGUCAAGCUUACCUCAACAGCUCUUUGCUUUAACUGGAAAUCAAAUGGAUCAGUCACAAAAUCAGGUAUCAGUAGUGCCUUCAGAUCAAUCAAAAGAAAAAAUAACAGCUUCCUUAACAUAUCCUCCACAACCGAGUCAACCGAUAAUUAGUGUCAAUAAUAGUCAUAAUGAUAUUAAUGGUUCUGCUCUAGAAAACAAUACAUUGGAAUUGGAGACUCAAAGAAAGAAAGAAUCCUCUCAGGAAGGGCCCGUUUUAUCAGCUGCUGCUUCUUCAUUAAAUAAGGAACAAGAAUCAAAUGUCAUCACAGCUGAGAAACAAGGAGCUCAAGAGUCUAAGGUAUUAAAGUCUAACAGAGAAAGAAAACCUGGCGAGACAAAUAUGGCAAUCAUUAAUAAGCUCCAAGUGUUGAAGAAUAAAUUAAAAGCGGGGCAAAAGUUUAAGGCAAAAAGCAGUGAAAAUUCUUUGAUCGACUCGAAAAUAGCAAGUGAUUUGUUAAAUGAGAUAAAACAAGAACACAUAAAGAAUAUUGAAAAGAGUAAUACUGCUGCUACUUCUACUGCUACUUCUGGUGUAACUGCUUCUACUGGUACUACUAAUAAUACGUCUAUUACUUCUGCUACUUCCAUUACACAAAAAGAUGAAGAAAAGGAAGAAAAAAGGUUAUUAAAUAUCAAGACAGAGGAGGAAUCAUCUAUUAUUGAAACACAACAUAAUGAGUAUCGUCCGGAAUUUAUAAAAAGUGACAGAGAUCGACAGCCUCUUGAAUUUGAACGGUCACUUAGAAGUAGAUCAGCAAGUCCAAGGCGAGGAGAUACUCAUGAAUAUACUCGCAGCUUUCCAGAAUACGCUAGAAAUGAAUCUCCAGGAAAAAAUUAUUCUAGAUCUGUAAUAGACUAUGAUUAUCGUUAUAAUAGUUCGCGUUAUCCUCCUGGGCAUGAUAAAUAUUAUUCACGUGUUGGAUCAUCAAUCACAACAGUAGCAGCAGUACCAGGCGCAGUAUCUGAAGAUAAAUUUGAGAAAUAUUAUCCACGUUCUAUGUCGGCUGCACCCUAUGAAGAUUAUUAUUCUAGUAGUAGAUAUAAUGAAAAAUAUGAUGAGCGAGGAGUAGGGGGACAUUAUCGGGAGUAUGAAAGAGAGCCUCCAGUAACUCGUGGAAGAUCUCGUUCACCCACCUUUUAUCGUCCCGCUUAUGAAGAUCAUCAUAAUCGUAGAUUUAAUGGAUCAUCAUCUCCUUGGUAUGCUCACAAUAAUAAUCCAUAUGACCGUGAUUAUCAAUUAUCUAGAACAGAUAUCUAUUAUGACUUGCCAAGGGAAGAUCGUUAUGAACGAGAACGAGCUUAUUCAUUACGCCCGGAAGCUGAAAGAGGAGGAUACAUGGAAAGAGAAUUUUCUCGAUCUGCUGUCGACUUUGAAUACAAUCCGCGUAGAAGGCCACUUGAACGCUGGUGA
Ambispora leptoticha is the source of this 2112-nucleotide messenger RNA. Lineage: Eukaryota; Fungi; Glomeromycota; Glomeromycetes; Archaeosporales; Ambisporaceae. The record is from the annotation of a GenBank genome assembly.